This is a messenger RNA of Pelobates cultripes (western spadefoot toad), 363 nucleotides long. The record is from the annotation of a GenBank genome assembly. Lineage: Eukaryota; Metazoa; Chordata; Amphibia; Anura; Pelobatidae.
AUGAAGGAUGCUGAGCUCUAUACUCCACAGACAGAGGCUUGCAGCUGGAUGAAGGGAUGGAUGGUAGGGAGGUUGCAGCUCUCCCAGCAGGCUUGGUUUGUGCUGGGUACAGAUUACAGGCUGACUGGCUGGCUGUGCAGAUCCUGUGUGUGUGCGUUGCCUUCACUCGCCCUCUCCCCGAGGCUGGCGACUGCUCCGGGUCAGCGUUUUGGAGGGUGCAGACAAGUUCCCAAGCUGAGUCACAGCGGUGGCCGGCCGGCUACUGGAAGUCGCCCCGCUGGCUACCCUCGUCCAAUCACUGGGGCUGGUAUGAAAGUACGAAGAGUGGGAUGUGCCAGACAGUCAGUGCCAACCCCUGUGCAG